CAUCAGUUGUUUCCUAAUAUAUCUAGCCAAUCUCAAAAAGCCCUCACUAAACCCUCGAUUCUCUACGUUAACCAGUCCGAUCAGAUGAGAAGUAAAAAAGGUCAGAUAUAUUAGUUCAUCUGGCUCCAUCGAUGGUUAACUUGAGUAAUAACCAGGUAGCUCUGGAACCCAAUUCCUCAACGACCGGAAGAAUCUGCCAGAGACGCAAGAGUUCGCCAGUUUUGGAAAUCCGGUGCGAUCCAUGAUUCCCAUCUUGACAAAGAAAAAAGAAAAAAAAAAGGAAAAGCUGAGCCGAGUGACCCACGGGCACUGGGCAGGCGGAUUUGGAUUCCCGAAUGGGUAUGAGACACUCGGACCGAGCUCGGAGAAGCUAUCAUCUGGGCCAGGAACCGACAACCCUAGAACAACAGCAUGCAUCCUUUUGAUUUACAGUCUGACCGCUAACCUCCAUCUGCGACGGAAACCGGCAGUCCUGUGUAAUCGGCAUCACGUCUAUGCCGCCGUCGUGGACCGUACGGGCAAAUUACUCUAUUCGGUCGGCAAUCCCAUGCGGAUCACGCUGGCAAGAUCGACCGCAAAGCCGGUCCAAGUGCUCGCGGUGCUGGAAACCGGGGCGCAUGAGAUCUUCAACCUGGACACUGGCGACAUCGCGUUGAUAUGCGCGUUGCACAGCAGCGAGGACAAACAUGUGGCCCGGGCCGCGAACAUGCUCGCCAAAGCGCGGGCCGGCGAGGCGGACCUGCGCUGUGGAGGCCAUGCCUCCCUGUCCGAGACCGUGAAUGCGAACUGGGCCCGGGCAGGGAUCACCCCUACCGCCAUCCACAACAACUGCUCCGGCAAGCAUGCGGGCAUGAUCGCCGGGGCACGGGCGCUGGGGACCCGGAUCGAGGACUAUCAUCGCCUGGAGCAUCCGUUGCAAGGCCAGGUCCGCCACGCGAUCGCCGACCUGUCCGGCCUCGACCCCAGGGAUGUCGUCUGGUGUAUUGACGGGUGUAAUCUCCUAGUACCCGCUCUUCCGCUGCAGUAUCUCGCGACGGUGUUUGGUCGCCUCGCCGAAUCGGCCGAUGAAGUCCAGAGGAGUCUGGACUCGGGUUCAACCACCGCCAGGACGCGACACCUGCACCCGGAGCUGGUCGCUGGACAGGGGCGCUUCUGCACCACCCUCAUGCAUGCCUACGGGGGCGCGGUUGUCGGUAAGCUGGGGGCGGACGGCUGCUACGGGGUUGCCCGAUUGGCAUCGCGGUCGAAAUCGAAAAAUGGCAACAUUGGCAUGCUUUACGCGGCGGUCAUGGAGAUACUGCAGCAACUUGGCAUCGGGACGCCGGAGAUCUGGCACCGGCUGGCGAGAUUUCAUCAUCCAAAGCUCGUCAACACUGCUGGUGUAACGACGGGGUCUGUGAAGUUCGAUUUCAAAGUACAGAAAGCACUCUAG
Messenger RNA from Aspergillus brunneoviolaceus CBS 621.78, 1432 nucleotides. RefSeq names its product asparaginase. Bases 242 to 1432 code for a protein of 396 amino acids. The transcript has 3 exons. Lineage: Eukaryota; Fungi; Ascomycota; Eurotiomycetes; Eurotiales; Aspergillaceae. The record is from RefSeq and is a predicted model, not a curated record.